AUGGGCUUUAGUUUGCUCUCGGUUAUCGCUUCGGCGAGCUUCCUCGCGGGUUCAGCUUUCGCUGGAUCCUUGAAAGACAUCGAGCAUGUCGUCAUCUUCAUGCAGGAGAAUAGGUCGUGGGACACGUAUUUCGGUACAAUGGCUGGAGUUAGGGGGUUCAAUGAUCCCAACGUCCAAGUCAACCCGGACGGCAACACGGUUUGGCACCAAGUCGUUGAGCCUGCUCAAUCCAACAAGACCAAGACUUUGUUGCCAUGGUAUUUGGGCCAACAAGGUGGAGAUUGGCAUGACGCUAUCCAGUGCUUGACUGCAGGAAGCAAUGGCUACAAGGAGAAUCAGCAGUCUUUGAAUAAUGGCUCAAACAAUCACUGGGUCACCAAGAACACUCCUUGGAGCUGGGGCUACUUGAAGCGACAAGAUAUCCCCGUGCAAUAUGCGAUUGCUGAUGGUUGGACGGCGGGAGACAUUCAAAUCACUGCUACCAACCCAAACCGAGUCACUUUGGUCAGUGGCUCGAUCAAUGUCCCCGGCAGCCCUCAAAACAAGGAUCAGGGGGGUGUUUAUAUUGACAACAAUGAGGUUCCAGGCUGUGAUGACAAUGGGAUCAACUGCUACCCGCUGAAGUGGAAGACAGUCUACGACUUCUACGAAGAAGCUGGAGUCUCAUGGCAGCUCUACCAAGAUAAGAACAACUUCGAUGACAACCCUUUGGCUUGGUUUGAACAAUUCCAAAAUGCGACAAAGGAUAGCCCUCUUGCCAAGAAGGGAACAUCAUUUGUCGGCCUCGAUGCCUUCUACAAGGCUGCUACCGACGGCACACUACCAGAGGUCAGCUUUAUUGUCGGCCCCGCUGAGCUCUCCGAACACCCACCAUACAUGCCAAAGGACGGGGCCUGGCUUCAGAAGAAGGUUGUCGACGCUGUGACUAACAGCCCCAAAUACAACUCGACUCUUUUGAUGAUCAGCUACGACGAGACAGGUGGCUUUGGUGACCACGUUACUCCUUUCCACUCCCCAAGAGACACCCCGGGUGAUUGGAUGGAAGACCCGUUGGGUAUGUUCUCGGACAUUUUCGUCGGUCCAGGAUUCCGAGUACCCUUCUACAUGAUUUCUCCAUGGACACGAGGAAACCGCGUCUUCACAGAGAGGGCAGAUCACAAUUCUCAGAUCCUCUUCGUUGAAGAAUGGCUCACAGCCAGAGGGUACAGUGGCAUCCGCACUGAUCAGAUGGUCUCAUGGAGGCGUAAACACAUGUCAAACCUUGUCAACGCACUUGACUUCGACCACCCCGACUACUCAUUGCCUCACAUCCCCGAUGCUGCGACCCCAGAUACUAACUCAAAGGGUGAUUAUGUGGGGACCUCCAAUUGCCAAUCUCGCCACGCCCAGACAAGACCUCCCGUACCGUACGGAGAACAAGAUAUCACGGAUACCAACUCAUUGUGGUUUGAAGAGGGUUAUAAAGAGGUGAUUGGAUAUCUCACAGAGGGCCGAUACUUGACAUUCGAGAAAGAUGGCCUGGCUAUCACAAACACUGGCAAAACAGACAAACUCACGACCAGCCCUGCAACCUCUCGACACAACGCCAAGUCCCAGCGUUGGAUCGUACAUUACAACGAAAAUGAGGAGAGUCAAGUCUUCACCAUAUCGAGCGCACUUGACGGUCGCUGGAUUGGUUCGGAUGGGGCCCUGCUUCCAAAGAGCCAGAGUGCAAGUGCAGCACAAGUGCACAUCUCCUUCCUGGGACCUAGCCAAGGCUAUACUUUGCAGUUCGCAGGCCCAAAGCAGUACAUUGAUAUUGACGGCCAGGGAGUUCUGAGUGUACUUAGUCGUGGGGCUGAUAUCGCCAGUGGCUAUAAGAUCUUCAGUGUCUCCUACCGGGACUAG
Penicillium salamii is the source of this 1887-nucleotide messenger RNA. The record is from the annotation of a GenBank genome assembly. Lineage: Eukaryota; Fungi; Ascomycota; Eurotiomycetes; Eurotiales; Aspergillaceae.